Messenger RNA from Pestalotiopsis fici W106-1, 657 nucleotides. RefSeq lists its product as uncharacterized. The record is from RefSeq and is a predicted model, not a curated record. NCBI's taxonomy places the organism in Eukaryota, Fungi, Ascomycota, Sordariomycetes, Amphisphaeriales, Sporocadaceae. The transcript has a single exon. Bases 1 to 657 code for a protein of 218 amino acids.
AUGUCGGCCAACCAAAAUAUUAUCGUACUUGACUGCACCAAAGACUUGAACUCGGUGAAAACCCCUCUCAUCGAUUGCAUAGCGGCUAGGAUCCCCUACGGUGAAUGGUACUAUGGAAUUGAUAUCGAAAAGAAGAAUAAAUUGGUGAUAUUUUCUGGUAAUAGUCUAUCUUUGUCACGACUAGGCAUUGAAUACGCUGAUAAGAAUCGGACAGGAGCAGAGACCAAGCCACAUCUCGAGGCGUUGGGCGAUGAGUGGAAAGACUGCAUCGCCAGACCACCGGUAGACCUCUCAGUCAGUCUAAGCCUACCACUCGAGGACAUAAUCAAAUCUCCAGUGGUUGAGCCCGUAUUUUUCUAUUUCUCCCAUGCCGACCCCGAAUGGGAAAGGUCCAUGGAAAGGUCUGAUAAAGUCACCAAGUAUACCGCAGAGGGCUAUCGCGGUAGCACCUGGGGCUGGGCUACUGAAGGCGUACAUCACAAGAGUCUAGGCGAUGCCGAGGGUCGAUGCUUUGUCGUCAUUAGUGGCUGGGAAAGUGCCAAAGCUCACGAGGCUUUUCGGCGGACAGACGAGUUCAAGGUUGCCAGAGGGCAGGCUCACAAGGGACUCAUCAAGGCAGUGGAGUGGUUUCAUGUUCAUGUCAACAAGGCAAAAUGA